Closterium sp. NIES-65 is the source of this 420-nucleotide messenger RNA. Lineage: Eukaryota; Viridiplantae; Streptophyta; Zygnematophyceae; Desmidiales; Closteriaceae. The record is from the annotation of a GenBank genome assembly.
AUGGCAAGUUAUAUCUAUUUCAUCGCCACUAGCCUCCCUGACCGCCUUGCCUCGGUUCGUGACGCACUCCUUCUGAAGCACCCUAGCGAGCUCACUAUCGAGCUGCCCACCUUUACUGCCUCCCUCGCCACUGCCGCUACCGACGUGACCGCAGCUACUAUUACGAUUUUUUCGCGGUCUAGGGGUAGGAGUGGCAGGAGGGGCAGUCAGGGUGCGGGCGGAAGUGGCGGAGGUGGCGUGUCGAGUGGUGGUGGCAGAAGUGCAGGAGUUGGAGAAGUGCCUCGUGCAGCGGCUAGCGACUCCCCUGCUGCAGCUAGUAGAGGUGACGAUCGGCGACGUCAGACACCUGCUGGACUGCCGAAUACAGGUGCUGGAGUGGUGGCUUGGUUCCUGACUCAGCGACAGAACCAGCAGCAGUAG